UGUAAACAUACAGUACAUGUACAACGUGCAUUGAUCUUGAUUGACACAAUCAUAACUUCAAAAGGUUACCGGUAUUUUGUCAGAUUAGUCGGCCGUAACUGGAUCUGCAUACUGAUUUGCUUCUCUAAUAUCUGAUGACUGGGUACGCUUAAAAGUUCUGCCUUUUUCUGUCCCCGUAGGCCUACAUGUCAAGUCAUGGAAGUCGGCGAUUUCAUUCAGAAUCAACCGUUGAUACUGCAAUGCAAUUGCGCUGAUUGACUGACCGUGCCUAACAGCGAUAACCUGGCUGAGCCCGAGAAAGGAGCACUUUUUUGCCAUCUCAACAGCUCCAAUGGCAGAGCAUGGCUUCCCUCAUUGCGUAGCAGAGCUUCAGUUUGUUAUGUCGCCGAAUCCAGAUGUACAGCGCCCCCAAGUGUCGGUGAGGUGCACGAGAGCGUUCUGCAGCGAUACCAAACUAUAUGAGUGGGGAUUGUAUGGCAAGCCUGAGCUGUCAAAACUCAAAAAUGCGGAAGCUGAAUUACAGGAUAGUGAGGAAGACGAUGACUUGGACAGAGCUCACACCGGAACCAGCCAAUUUCAGUGCACUGAUGUCAUCACCAACCAAUCAGAUUCUGCUCUUGAUCUCAGUGCCGAUAUUCGCCAAGCCAAGUCGGGUAAUGAUGAUGUCACACCAACACAGAGUGAUGAGCAGCAUGAAUAUUCAUCAGGUCACGUGGAAUCCACCUCGGUCAGCAGAGGUAAUGGAAGAAGCGUGGCUGCGAGUCCGUACACCAAGCCUAGUUUGCCGUUCCAUGGAGAAUUCGCAUCAGAAGAGGAGGUGAUGAGAGAAAUGGGACUGCCCCUCAGUUUUGUCAGGUCACCUCAAGAUUUUGACAAGGAGGAUGAUUUCACACCCAAAGUGAGGUACAGAAACAAGCAAGCAAACAAGAGAAACAAGAAGAAAAAGAAAAGAGUUUGGAGUCAUGACCUUGACCUUUCCCAUCCUGCCUUGGAGACAACCAUUUGCCCCAAUGCACUGGAUGUCGCGGAAGGACCAGAGGAGGCAAUGGAUACUUGUGAAGCACCGUCGCCUGGCAGCUGGUCUGCUGUCACGGCUGAAGACGAGUGUUGCCAUGGUGAUUGUAUCCCAGCAACAAAAGAGGCACAUGAUAACUGUGGAUGGCAGAAGUACUGGGAAACGUAUGGAGAAACUCUCAUCUGGGAGAACUGGGUCCAGAAAUAUCCAGAUCAGGUAGUUGGGGAUGGUUACAUCGAAGCACCAUCCACGCGGUCAGAUGGACAACAUCAAGUACAAGAGAAAAUCAGUGGGGAACUAACAGCUCACAGCAAGGCAGACACUGUGGAGGGUACGUGCACAGAGGAUGUGCUCAAGUUGUCAGAUGACCCGUCCCAGUCAGAUGCAAGGAAAGUGUCAGAUAUUGAAUCAGUUUCACCUUCUGGAGGUCAAGGAGAACGCCCGGUGUCCAAUUUGGUUGCCUCACAGCCUGUGUCUUUUCCACAAAGUGAAGACCAGUUGCAUAAUUUGUGUCAAGACUCAAUCCUUGCUCAAGAUGUCUCGACCAUUUCUCUGGAGGAUCACUCAACAAAGCCAAAGACCAAUGUUACCGAUGGAUGUGGCCUGUUGACAGAAGAUCAGAAUAGCUCAGCUGAAGACCAUCGACUUUCAAACCAGGUGAAAAGUGAUUCUUCUUGUCAGAGUUGCAAAGAACCACUGGAUGGAUUAAAUCGAGAAGAUUCAGGGAAAGAUGCGUCCCGAGAAAAUAAUGAAAAUGUUGUUUAUGAAUCUCCGAGCACGGCAGAUGGAUGGAUUUCAGAAUGGAGUCGCUUGUGGGAUGAACAUUGUGGAGAAGUCUACUGGUACUAUCACCAGUGUUACCAUGCUACCAUCAAGAGUAGCUGUUCUGAGAAUGGAGAACACUUGGUGCCAGACAGUAUGGCCAGCCAAUCAGAAGACAGAACAUGUGCAUUGACCAGCCAAUCAGAGCUGUCGGUGCCACAUUUGCGUAGUAAUGAUACCCAAUCACAACAGGGCAAAAGCAACUCUGCAGCCAAUCAGCUCCCACUAGAUGAGUUGGGAGACCAAUCAGAAUAUGCAAAGAUGUCAGCUGGUGCCAUCAUCCAAUUACAGAAAGAUUGCGCCAGUGGAUGUGAUAAUCACCAACAUGUAGAUGUGCUGAAUUGCCGUAUUGACACUGCUUGGAAUGACAGAAUGUCAAACUUUGACAGUGAUGACGAUGAUAUUAAUAGUGACAUUGACAGAGAGCCAUUUGACGGGAAGUCAAAACGGAAGAAGCAAACCCAGAAAUCACUGGGAAGUGGAGAUAGAACAGACGGCUCUCAGCAAACGGGGCUAGCAGGUGGAAUACUCUGUUCCAGUGGUGGGGGUGAGGGUAUUGGACAGGGAGGGGACGGUAAAAAGCCACCAGAAGAGAGGCCAACAAAAAUGAAGAGGAGCCACGAAUUGGAAGCUGAUACUGUGGAGAACAGAGAUGUCUUGAAACAACUUGGACUGAGCUCGGACCCAGAGUCGAAGAGGUUCCGGGGCCAGGAGAAGUUUUCCUCGGUGCAAGUCAGCUACCUGCGGAGAGGGGCGACGAAGAAAUCCAGAUCGCUGAACAUGAGGAAGGAGCCCAUUCACAUCUGGUUUGAUGAAGAGGAUGGUGUGGGGGCUGCUGAGGAUGCGGAGAUCCAGCAAGAACAGUCAAAGGGCUCAAAGAGAUCCAAAACGAGCAAGAUGAGAGGAAGUAAGACGCUCAAUAAGGUGAAGGAGUUCUUGAGUAGCCAAAGAGAGGGCAAAAUUGGUCAACUUCAGGGGACGAGAGGAAAGGAUGAAACUGUCGGGGAGGUGCAAUGUACUUCAGAAACUUCUAAAGAGGAGAUAGCAGAUUCAUCCUCUGUUUGCCAAGAAGAUGAAACGAAGGACUUUGACACUUUUGCAGGACAGGCAGCCUGUCAAAAGGCAGAACAGGGAAACCUGAGUUUUGAUCGUGGGUUGUCAAAGAAUUCAGAGGUUACCUCCUUUGAAGAGAUUGCGGAGCAAGAGUCAGAGGGUCAGAGAGCAGAAUCUGAGGAAAUCAACUGGUCAUCCAGGAAUCGUUUGCAAGAUGUUAGGAUUGCAGAUGAAGAGACUUCACUUGGUGCUGUGGAGAUGGAGACAUCAACAGCUCUGUUUCAAGAUUCGAGACUUGCGGACUACCCAGAGAUCAGCGCCAACCCUGUAAUGAUGAAAUACUGGGCGCAACGUUACCGUCUUUUCUCUAGGUUUGACCAUGGGAUCAAGAUGGAUGAAGAGGGUUGGUACUCGGUCACCCCUGAGAAGAUAGCCAAACACCAGGCCCAGCGAUGCCGCUCGGAUCUGGUCAUCGACGCCUUCUGUGGCGUUGGAGGAAAUGCAAUACAGCUUGCGUUCACCUGCGAGAGAGUGAUAGCAAUAGAUAUUGAUCCAGUGAAGAUGGAGUGUGCACGCCACAAUGCUGGAGUCUACGGUGUGGCAGACCGCAUUGAGUUCAUACAGGGGGACUACUUUCUUCUGGCUGAUCACCUCAAGGCCGAUGUGGUAUUCCUGAGCCCUCCCUGGGGUGGGCCGAACUACUUGCAGGCCGAUGUGUAUGACAUUACCACCAUGAUGCCCCUGGAUGCAUUCAAGCUGUUUGAGAAGACCAAACAGAUAAGUGAGAAUAUCGCUUUCUUCGUUCCAAGGAACGCAAAUGUGGACCAGUUGGCAUCUUUAGCUGGCCCCGGAGGGCGGAUGGAGAUUGAACAGAAUUUCCUGAACAAAAAGAUCAAGACGGUGACGGCUUACUACGGGGAACUUGUGGAUGGGUGAGGAUUUACUGCCAAAGGGACUUAGACUGGGAAGCUCAUCGCGGCCUUUUUAUAUGCACGCUGAAAUAGUCAAUUCUGUUUAAAGGCAUUUGUGUGCAUGUGUAUUGAACAACUGUAGUGCAGAAGUCAACUUUUAAUCCAAAAAAGGGCAAAAUAGCAUGAACCAUUUUCAGGCUGUACUCAAAGGAUUGCAUGUUGAUAGAUCAUUUUUAUAAACCUUGGCAUUAAGAAAGCCACCAUUUCAACUCAAAGUCUUUACCUGACGGGAUAACUUGAUUGACACGUGGUGACAUUCAGUGUACACUCAAUGUUUAGAUUUACUUUUUUUUAAACAGAUAACGCAGUUUCAGACGAGACCAUGAGGCGCAUGUGUGUUGUUUUUACAGAUCUAUUUUAUUCAAACAUUUCUCUUUAAAACAUAAAUUACUCCACUUAAGAGGUGAAACACCUUUGCUGAACAUAAGGUCUGUUUAGUUUGGCAAAGCAAAGAGAAACCGGUUGAACUGGAAAGGAGAGAUGCAUA
Molecule: messenger RNA, 4348 nt
Organism: Acanthaster planci (crown-of-thorns starfish)
Lineage: Eukaryota; Metazoa; Echinodermata; Asteroidea; Valvatida; Acanthasteridae
Biological process (GO): 7-methylguanosine cap hypermethylation
Cellular component (GO): nucleus
Molecular function (GO): RNA cap trimethylguanosine synthase activity
Source: RefSeq, a predicted model, not a curated record